Molecule: messenger RNA, 11596 nt
Organism: Thrips palmi
Lineage: Eukaryota; Metazoa; Arthropoda; Insecta; Thysanoptera; Thripidae
Gene: hyd
Product: E3 ubiquitin-protein ligase UBR5
Exons: 34
Coding region: 163-9759 (3198 amino acids)
Biological process (GO): regulation of double-strand break repair; protein polyubiquitination; DNA damage response
Cellular component (GO): nucleus
Molecular function (GO): zinc ion binding; ubiquitin binding; ubiquitin-protein transferase activity
Source: RefSeq, a predicted model, not a curated record
UCGUUGAGUUCGUUCCACAAUCGUGCUUGGUUGUCGGCAGGUUCAUGUCGUCAUUGUCUCAAAAACAUGGCGAUUGGGUUAUUGGACGAAUUCCUUUCGUAAUUCAAGUGUUGCAGUAGAGAUUUUCAAUUCAGGAGAGAAGUCACUUUGAAAGGGAGGAUAAUGUCCUCCCUUCAUUUUGUUGUCCAUCCACUUCCAGGCACUGAAGAUCAGUUAAAUGAUCGGCUGAAGGAGGUUUCUGACAAGUUGAAUAGAUUUGGUCACUCAAACCCAGCAGCUCUCAAUGGAUUAAAAGUUCCUGUAAAGCAAAUUGUUGUUGGGCCUUCACACCUGGCUCUUCUGUUAGAAGAUGGGCGUAUAUGUAGACUUUCAUUCUCAAUCAUAUCAGAUAGACUGGACCUUAGCAAAAAUGACCCUAACAAAAAUAGCAGGCCCAGUGGAGGGAGUGGAGGAGGUGCAGGCAGACAAUUCCACCGCACUAGAGCUCGCCUUAUGCGCUCCAGUGCAGCUUUGCGAACCACAGCUGGGACAAGGGGAGCUGCUGGCGUGAUAAUAGGGGCCAGUAGCUCUGGUGGUUCUGGUGGCUCUGGCUCCCGACCGCUCGUUGUACCUUAUGUUCCUGAGGAGCUUGUAUCUCAAGCUCAAGUGGUACUGCAAGGCAAGAGUAGGAAUCUCAUUAUUAGGGAGCUUCAGCGUACAAAUCUUGAUGUAAAUUUGGCUGUGAACAAUUUACUAUCUCGAGAUGAUGAAGAAGCAGAUGAUGGAGACGAUGCCCAAGAUUCCUAUGUGCCGGAAGAUCUUAUUUCCUUACUUGAUGGAAAUUUCCACACCGAUCAUUCAGUCAUCAUUGAUGCUGACACAAUGUUUUCUGAAGAUAUGUUUGGCUACUCUGCUAUCCGAAAUUCCAGGCCUGGUACUGCUGCUAGACGGCUUACCUCAAAUGUCAGCUCAACUGAAAGAGAGAGAGAAAGAGAUCGUGAGGGAGAAAGAGAUCGUGAUCGUGACAGCUUCUCGAGGUGGAGGGAUAGGCAAUAUUUUGGCCCCAGGCGUUGGCUGGAAUCAGCUCUCAGAGAUUCUUCUGCUUGGGAGAGAGAUCAAGGUACUUCAUUCUGCCUAAUUCUAAAGUGGAUUACUAUUUUCAGAUUUCACAACAUUUGUUUUUUAUUUAUAGAGAGUAAAAAGAAGGAACUUGCCCAACAAAGUCCAUUGUGGAUAUCUGAUGAGUUGGAAUAUUGGCCUGACCGGUCACCCUUAGAACCUCUUCCCAAAUUUGUGCAGAUUGUUGGACUGCACAGUGAGCUCAUUGCUCUUUCAUGCACUGGUCAGCUGUACCAAUGGCGAUGGGGUGAUGUGGAACCGUACAGACAUCCAGAGAACCCAUCUGUUCAUCAUCCCAAAACAAUAACCUUGGGACUUCUGAAUGAGAAAAUAUUGCACGUGUCAGCGUCAGCCAUACGUUGUUCUGUUGCCUCAGAAAGUGGCCGUGUUGCCACCUGGAUGGAUGAAACUUUACAGCAUGCUGCUGGGCGACUGGAACACCCUGCCCAGAGUUUUACAGAGUUUCAGUUAGACAACAUUGUCUCCCUACACACAUGCAUUUUGUAUACAGUUGCUCGUCUGGAGAGUGGGGCAAUGUAUUGGUGGGGUAUCCUCCCAUUCUGUCAAAGGAAGCGUUUAUGGGAAAAAUACAGAGCUAAAUCUCGUAAACAUCGACCUUCUACUGCCUUGUCAGCUGACAUUGUGGCCGGUAGUCAAGUCUGCAUGAAAAUAAGCCCCAUGUACCAAGCAGGAGCCAUAGGCUUUACAAUUUCUAAUGGUGUGCCCAAAGUUGGUGUUCUUCAAAAUUCGGCAUGGAAUUUAGCUGAUGUAUGUCGCUUUAAGUUACUUCCACCCUCACCUGCCCCAUCUUGUAGUGGUGUUACUUUGGAACAGUUACAUGGACGGUCUCGUGAUAGUGGAAUUGGCAGUGGUAGCAACAGUGGUAGUGGCUCUAACAGCAAUUCAGGAUCAUCUGGCAAAAAUACCCACAAAGAAACUGCAGACCGGCUGGAUAUGCCCCCACCACCAUCUCCUGCUUCAAGUACUUGCAGUGACACUCCAAGUAAUACAUCAAGUAUCAAGAGGCAAAAACGGCCAGCACCAAAGGGAGAUGACUGUGACAAGAAGGACGAGGAAGAAUGGCCACUUAAAGAUGUCAUAUUUGUUGAAGAUGUGAAAAGUAUGCCUAUGGGCAGAGUCCUCAAAGUUGAUGGUGCUUUUGCUCUUGUCCGAUUCCCUGGUGCUAAAGAGGUCCUUAAUGCUGCCAACUCCAACAAAGAUGGAUCGAAGGAUGCUGGCUCUGGAUCUGAUGAUAUGAUGAGCCUUCUGCAAGAUUGCAGAUUAAUGCGUAAAGAUGACCUUCAAGUUGUCAAGUCUAAUGCAACAUCAAGAGUGCCAGACUGUUUCCAGAGGACCCCACGCCGCAUCAACAUUCCAGAGAGUGGAGGACAGAUCCUUACGAUUGCUGUUGAUGGUCAAGGCAUCCAUGCCAUUGUUAAGACUGGAUCUAAGUUGAGCUAUGUCCUAUUGAAUGUGAGCACUGGCCGCAUAGAGCAAGACAGCCCAUUCCCUUGUGACACAGCUGCUUUCAUGGGUCUUGACUCGCAUGCUGUUAAUCUUACAAGUACUGGAGAAAGUGGCCAAAGUGUCCUUUUGCUUCGUGAUGGAAACAGUGCAAUUUGCCCUCUGGCCAAAGAUUGCGUUGAAGCAAUCAGAGAUCCGCAUUGGUUAGAUCUUCCACCUAUCAGAUGCAUUGGCACAGGAAUUCAUGCGCUCACUGCUGUGGCUGCAAGCACAAAUUUGAAGAAUCAAGUUGCACUUCUCGUUCUUGCUUUGGAGUCACAAGUGCUCAUGUCUAAAGUGUUGAGGUGCGACCUUGACGGUAUCAAGCAGGUCUUGAACUCUCUAGAUUCUGAAGCCAAGCUCGGAGUGACCAUCAGUGUGGUGCUGAACAACAUUUUGCAUGAGCGGUGUGAUGGCAACAGGAAUAUUUUCCAUGCGUGUGUGUCCCAAUGUGCUCCAACAUCCAACAAAGAUGCAACUGGGGAAAGCACUUCCGAAACAAACACAACAGCUACAGGAGCGGCUGCAGCGUCAUCUCCUGCUGGGCCCAGCAAUUCUGGAGUGGGUGGUGCUGCCAAUGGUAGCAGCUGUGCUGGAGGAAGCUCCAACAAUGGGACGCUGGACAAUGCUAUUAAUGUCAUUAGCAGCACUCCGGUUAGCCUUAGAGACAUGAUGCGAAGAGCAUCACAAGUUGUGCGCUCUGAGAUGUCUGAGAUGGGUCAAAACUCUGUUGAAGAUUCGAUCGCACCUUCACUUUCCUGGCAAGAAACAUUUGAAAUUGCAGGCUCAGGUGAUGAAGACAGCCUGAUGGGACCCGGGCGUUCUGCAAACAACAGUAAUGCAGGUGCUAUGGGAGGCUUGGAUGGAUCUGGUGCUGUCAUGAAUCCUUCAGAGAGGCGCAAUGCAGCUCUGCAAGCACUCAAGAUUUUGACUGAAAGUCGGGCCCUUCAACCCCAUUUGCAUGAGUUACUCAGUGCCAAGGAUGCUACUGGUCAGACGCCUUUCAUGCUGGCUGUGACAUCUCGUGCGUAUCCAGCUGCACAAAUCCUUUUGAGUACCAUUCAGAGUGUGGCUACCAAAUUAACCUCAGAACAGGGUAUGAACAAGACCAGGCUUGGUGCCGAUUUCAGUGCAGAUGAUAAUAAGAGGUCCACAUAUGAUGAUAAUCAGAUGGACUGCAAAAUGGAUGAUACAGGAGAUAACGUUGGUAUGGAUACCAUGUUCAACCCUCCUUCUGGAUCCUCCACUCCGGUUCCAGGCCCUUCAUGCAGCUCUGCAGGGGAUGACAAAAAUUCUUCUUCAUCCUGGUUUAAACUUUUGAGAGACCUGAACUCAAAGUCUCCAAUGGAAAACACAGAUGCUGGUGGCCAGAAGGAUGCUGCAAAGUGGAACCUUAUGGCAGAAAUGGUUUAUCCUCCAGGUUCCCAUCCUGAUUGCAAUCCUCUGCAUGUUGUCUGCUGCAACGACACAUGCAGUUUCACGUGGACUGGAGCAGAGCAUAUCAAGCAAGAUAUAUUUGAGUGUCGCACAUGUGGGCUCACUGGCUCUUUGUGCUGCUGCACGGAGUGUGCAAGAGUUUGUCACAAAGGUCAUGACUGUAAAAUUAAGAGGACAAACCCCACAGCUUACUGUGACUGCUGGGAGAAGUGCAAGUGCAAAGCUCUUGUUCAAGGCCCUCAGACAUCCAGGUACUAUUUGCUCUGCCGCCUCGUCACAGAGACCCAUCUUGUUGAGUUGCCUAACAAUAGGGGCGAAAACAUCCUCCUUUUCCUUGUGCAAACUGUGGGACGGCAAGUAAUUGAGCAGAAACAGUUCCAUGCUGGCAACCGAACCCGGGGAGCGUCUGCCACACGCAAGGCCCCGUCCUCUGAUGUAGAGGUGGACAUGCCGGACCACGAUCUGGAACCUCCUCGCUUCAGCCGUCGGGCUUUGGAGAGACUCCUCAACGACUGGCCUGCAGUCAGAGCCAUGAUAAUGUCUGGCAUGAGGGAAUCAACAUCUGCCAGUAGUAGCAAUGCUGCGCAAAUGGUGUAUGAAGAUCAGGCGUAUCUACGCAGCCAGAGUGGCACUACCCAACUUGAUAAGUUUACCCACUGUCUUCUCGUGAAGUGUAGCACAGAAAUGUUUGAUAUACUGCUCACCACAUUGAUCCGUGAAUUGCAAAACGAGUCUGUGCCCGGACGCCAAGCCGACGCGCGCAGCGUGGCUCGCCGCUUUGUGCGGUCUGUCGCGCGCAUAUUUGUCAUUUUCAGCAUCGAAAUGGCACCCCAGAAGAGCAAGAAACGAGUCGUGGCGAACGAACCACUGCUCAAGUGCAAGCGAGUGUUCCAGGCCCUAAUCAGACUGGCAGUCGAAGAGCUCUGUGAAACGGCUGAUAGUUUGAUCGCACCAGUACGACUGGGCGUGGUUCGUCCCACUGCCCCAUUCCAAUUGUCUGGGUCAUUCAUGGAUGUGAUUGCUGGUUCUGAAGAAUUGUUUUCUGUGGAGCCAUUGGCCCUGAAUGGAGGAGGCUUUGUCGAUGCCCACACCGAUGAAGGCGGGGUGUUGUCGGUCGCUGCCGGCCACACGGAUGGGAGGAGUCCGCAUGGAGCUGCGUCUAGCACGGCUCGAGCUCGUCGGGCAGUUGUCAUGGACUUGGACGACACGGAUGGCGGUGACGGUCUGGGCGGUGAGGAUGGUGACGACAACGCAAGUGAUCCAGAAGACAAUGCUGACCAGCGAGGCGGCGGUGCCGAGGUGGAGCGAGAGCGGGAACGGGAACGGGAGUCACGGUCUCUGAGUGAAGCGGCUGCUGGCGAUGCCAUCGAGGCCAGCAAUGGAGCCCAGGACGAAGCCCCGCCGGACCCAGAGUCUGACACUGAGCUGGACCUGUUGGCGGAAACUGAGUCUGAUAGCGAUGACAAUCAGAGCAAUCAAGACGCUGCCUCUCAGCAGAGGAGUGUGCAGACCGGUGCCACUACUGGUUCAGAUACAGGUAUGGCAUCACUGAUGCUUUACCCAGAGGACGAUUCUGGUGAGUCUUCUCAGCAGGAAGAAGAGGAAUCUGAGGUAGGAGAAAGUGAUGAGCAAGAUGCUCAGGAAGACCUGCCCCUGGGAGAUGAACAACUAGAACGCCGCACGUCAAAUAACCCACAUGGACAAAGGAACAACCUUGCACCACAAUCAAUGCAAUGGGCUAUUCGAACACGGGACUCAGGCGCACGUGCUGGAGGGGUGCGUGUUGCAGGUGGCUCUUCAGUCAUGUUCAUCGAUCCUUCGACGCUGCGUCGUUCGGCGACCGCUGCGAAUGUGGUGGCUGCCGCACAGCAAGCAGCUGCUGCCAGUCAUGAACCUCAAACGAUGGCAACAACUGCAUCCUGCCUCGCCAGGGCGUUUUCCAUCGUCAUCCGGCAGAUUGCUGACUUACUUACAAUGCUUCAGGACUACAAUGCCCUCACUCCAGUUCUACCAAGGACACUGGAAAUCACCUAUCAGGAAUCAAUUAACUUGCAGCUGUACCUGGAGUUCCACUUGAAACCAACGUGGGAUUGGCUCCUAACAGUAAUGGACUCUACUGAAGCUCAGCUGAGGUUUGGAGCUGCCCUUACUCAGUCAUCUGACCCAACCCACCCUGGACACCCUCUGCACUCUUCUACCUCUGGCGGAAGCAGUAGUGCAUUGCCUGUGUCCUCAGAAGCUCGACGUCCAGUCACCACCACAACAAGUAACCCCACGGGAAGUACUCGGAUAGUGGGAUUUUCCUCUGAUGCACAGAGAUCAGCUCGCGACAGAGAAGCAGGUUUGGAUCCUCUCCUGUCUCGACGCGAGUUUUUGUCAUACUGCCUAUCACUUAUGCGCUCCCAUAAUGCUGAGCAUUUAGACAGCCUUCCUGUACUUGAUGUUUCUGCUCUAAAGCACAUUGCCUACGUAUUUGAUGCCCUGAUAUACUACAUGAGGUCAGGUGUGGACAGUCCAGUCACUCCUGAAGUGAUAAGAGAACCCCUCGAGCCAUGGAAUGACCAGGAUGAAAAUGAAAAUGAUGAAGGAGAUGAAGAUACCAACCAAUCUGUUGCUAUGGAGACAGACUCAGUGGAAGACCAGGAAGUGAGUGCAUCCAGCCUCCUUGCUUCGUCUUGCACUGCUAAUAACAAUGCCUUGGGAGACCGAGAAAGAGGUGCUUCAAGUGGAGCAAGCAAGGGCAGGAAGCAUCCUUUCUUCCAGCGCUCAGAUUCUACUCUGUGUCUGGGAUGCCCUCCACCGGACCCCUUUGAAGCCCCCUUGGCACAAGCUCUCCCCCUAGCAGACCAGCCACAUCUGCUUCAGCCCAACGCUCGCAGGGAGGAGUUAUUUGGCAUGCCUAAGCAGCCGAUAACUGUGCCAGCGAGGGGUAACAACCCGCCUGGAAGCUGCAACCCCUUGGAGGUGUUGCCGACUAGGCUUGGGCUCUCCGUAAGAACAGCAGAUACAAGUGCAGCUGCCAAUGUACCAACCCCUAACCCUUCCAAUAUAGCGAUUCAAUUGGCUCAUUCUGUGAUAGCAAGUCCUGCAGCUUCAACUCAGCAGGGUUCAGGAUCUGGUCCCUCUACUUCUUCUGGCACCACUUCUUCAAAUCCAAAGAAUUAUGAUGCAUUUGAUCAUGUAAUUCGUGAAAUGGUUUCCACUUGCUCAACUUGGCGAGAAGACAACAGAAGAUGGCCCUCUACUUCAACCCAAACCACCACCACCACGUCCUUGUCCAGCGCUUCCUCUGUCAGGGCGCCAAUCAUUGUUUCUCCUCGGAAGGUUGCUGCCGCCAUUGCUGCGGCCACUGCAAAUCUUGGUGGCAACUCCAGCUCGAAUGUGAGCAAUACCAACUUCAAAUCAUCUGGAUCGAGUAUCAUUGCAACUGGGUCCAAGAGCUUGCUUUCUGCCGGCUCCACUGAGGGAAGCGCAUCAAUAUCACCUGUUAAAAGUGUCAUUGUACGAGCUGGGCCUUCUUCCAAUCAGGAUACUCCUGUGCCCACACCCCGAACUGAUGCUCCAGAAGUGCUAGUAAUCCCUACUGAGAAUGUCACUGAUUGCGAAGAUACAUCAGCUCAUGUUACAGUGGAAACUACUCAGCCUCCAAGGUCGCAACCUUCUAUUGGGCAGUCUGUGUCCCAUGACCUCCUCUUAGGGCGCUGGCGGCUCGCCUUGGAUCUAUUUGGUCGUGUGUUCAUGGAGGAUGUAGGCCUUGAACCUGGGUCUGUUGUGUCUGAACUGGGAGGAUUUGCAGUGAAAGAAGCAAAGUUCCGUAGAGAAAUGGAGAAAUUGCGAAAUGCCCAGCAACGGGAUCUGACCUUGUCCAAGAUGGAGAGAGAACGUAAUGCUCUCAUUUUGCAAGCUUUGAAAGAGCUCAACACUCAGUAUAAUACACAGUAUAAUUCUACCCAUCGCCGUGGCUCAAGUUCAAGCCAACAGACCCCAUUAGCAGUUCACAAAGUAAAGGUGACCUUUAAAGAUGAGCCUGGUGAAGGUACGGGAGUGGCUCGCAGCUUCUACACAGCCAUAGCUGAGGCUUUAUUAGCAAAUGAAAAGCUUCCAAAUCUUGAGUCAGCUCAAGUAGGUACAAGAUACAGCAGCCAGUACAAUGUCCUCCAAAGAAUACGCACACGGGAUAGAGAGAGUCUACGGAGACAUGUGCAGGUAAAGCGCUCCACUGGCCAACGAGUUCGAGAGCCUCGUAGAUCGCUGUCCUAUGACGCGCGUCUCUUUUACCCCCCCAGCGCUGAAGGCGCCAUUGGCGGUGGCGACGGCCGCUCCCACAAUGAGCAUCUCAGCAUGCACCAACAGCAGCUGGGAGACAGACUGUAUCCUAAGGUGCAAGCUCUUAGGCCAAACUUUGCUGGGAAAAUAACUGGUAUGCUACUAGAGUUAUCUCCAGCUCAACUUCUCAUGCUUCUUGCAAGUGAAGAUGCGCUCCGCCAAAAGGUAGAGGAGGCAGUUGACUUGAUCCUCAAUCACGGUCAAGAGUUAGCAAGUGAAGCUUUGCUAGACCUAGAUGUGUUCAGCUUAUCAGAACGCAGUGGAGGCGGAAGUGGCAGUGCUGCCAGUCAGAGUGGUGCUGCUGGAAGUGGAGCAUUGGGUGCAGGUAACUCUGCUGGUUCUGGCAGCGGCAGCGGCAGUGCCAAGAAGGGCAGUGGAAACGCAGGUGGCUCCCUUACAGGCAGCUCCAUUUUGCCCUCGGCCGCCUCCACAAAGAGCAGCCUGUUGGCAGGAAUUGAAAUGAUGGACACUGACCCAUUAGACGAUGGUGAGGAUAAUGCACCAUUAUUCUACAGCCCUGGCAAACGGGGCUUCUACUCGCCUCGGCAGGGGAAAGGCUCAUUUGAACGUCUGAAUGCAUUCAGAAAUGUUGGCAGACUUCUUGGGCUGUGCCUCCUGCAAAAUGAGCUGUGCCCCAUUUUCCUCAACCGUCAUGUCCUAAAAGCCAUUCUCGAUCGGCCAGUCAAAUUUCACGACUUGGCAUUCUUUGACCCUCUUAUGUAUGAGAGUCUACGUCAACUAGUGAUUGAUGCUGAAAAUAAAAACAGUAACAGUUUCUUCUCUGCUCUUGAUCUGACAUUUAGUAUUGACCUUGCACCCGAAGAAGGAGGAGGCUCUGUUGAAUUGAUACCACAUGGGCGUGAUGUUGAGGUAACAGCCUCUAAUGUUUAUGAUUAUGUCCGUAAAUAUGCAGAUUACAGAAUGGUGAAAUCACAGGAAAAGGCCAUUGAUGCUAUUCGCACUGGUGUAUUUGAUGUUCUUCCAACUAGUGCCCUUGAUGGGCUAACAGCGGAAGAUUUGAGGCUACUAGUCAAUGGCGUUGGUGAUAUUGCUGUGUCAACCCUUAUAUCCUAUACAAGCUUCAUUAAUGAAUCUGGUGAUGCAGGCGAGAGACACCUUAAAUUCAAAAGAUGGCUGUGGUCCAUUGUGGAGAGAAUGACACCUUCCGAGCGCCAAGAUUUGGUCUAUUUCUGGACCGGUUCUCCCGCUUUGCCAGCGUCAGAAGAUGGUUUCCAGCCUAUGCCAAGCGUAACUAUUCGACCAGCAGAUGACUCUCAUCUUCCUACUGCAAAUACAUGCAUUUCUAGAUUAUAUGUUCCACUGUACAGUAGCCGCCAAAUUCUACGUGCUAAACUAUUACUUGCUAUCAAAACAAAGAACUUUGGCUUUGUUUAAAUUUUAUUUACCUUAGUCAUUUUAUCUGUAUUUUGUCUCCUUUGCUGGACAUGCAGUAAGGCAUGAACUUCUUUGUGUCAUAAAUGUAAAUUUUUGUUAAAAGUAAAAAGUUUGUUGAGGUUGCAGUAGGAUUAAUGAAUAAAUUAUUAUGUUUUCAUUGUUUUGAAAUACUUGCAGAUCCUUAGAAUUAUAUGUAAUUGAAUCUGUAAUUAAUUCAUUGGCAAUUAUUUUUGGGUUGGCACAUUGCCAACAUGCAAAGAUUGCAAUGGCCCUGUAAUUUGGCCAGUCACAUUACCAUGAUGCGUGUCUGUUUCGUGAACAGCAUCUUUCUUUCUCUCUUUCUUUUUCCAUUCAGCGUGGUGUUAGGAUUGGUUUGGGUUCACAACUGUUUUUUUCUAUGAAGGUUGAUUUUGGGUAAAUAGCCUGAGUUUCACACAUUUCAAGAAUUGAUCUAUUGAAGUAUAAUCUAUGAAGUUGUUUAUGGUUGUUUCAUUUCCAGAGAUUCAAAUCAAGGAAGCAUUGGAUCUCAUAAACUAGACGUCUGAAACCAGAUGGUUAAUAAAUGUCAUCCCAUCAUACCUUGACCUUUUAUUGGGGAUCUAAGCCUAGAAUCAAAUGAAUUGGGUUCAGUGUAUCAAAAAAUUUUAUUAGACUAGUGAGGCAUCUAUUUUAUGAAGUUCACUGGUGUGGUGUGUAGUUUGUGUGCAUGCUAAACUUUACUCUGUACUUUCCGUGUUUUAGGGCAUAUUUGAUAGGUGUGUGCAAGUUGCACUUUUUUCUCACUUAUUUUUAUUGACUCCUUGUUUUGGCAAGACACAAAGUAAUUACUUUAAGGGUUAUUAUCAUAUUUCAGUUGUAUAUUUUAAGAAACUUGUAAGUUUUUUAUUUUCGAUUAUUAGGAAUUGUUGUCAGAGGGUAGAGACUGAAGCCACAUAUUCUUCUUCAAAGGGUGACCAGGUGAUUCAUUCUUUCUCUUGGCAUAAAUCAUACUUAUAAAAUUUGCACUGAAUUAUGACUAGAAAUGCAGCAUUCCCACCUGUGAAUGUUUAAAGUAAUUUGUCUUUAAAAUUGGAGGCAGUUAUUUGCGUUUGAAGCCAAGUUCUCUUAUUUUGGGAUUUGACUGCAACUUGGUACUUUUUAAUAUUGUGAUAUUAAAACUAAAACAUCUUUAGUUACUCCAUCUUGAAUGUUCUCUUUUGUCAAGAUGGUGUUAGUGAUAAUGCUAACAUUGAGACCUACAGAUUUUUUUUUCUUUUUGUUUUUAAAAAAGAAAGAUUGUGUCUUGUGACUUUUUCCCUGUAAAUGUAUCAUUAUGGUAAACUUGCCCAUGUCAUUCUUUUAAACUGUGUGGGUUGAAUGGCCUCAUAAAGUAAUACUAAUAUAGCAAAUAUUUGAAUUUCUUACUGUAAGAGUUUAUUUUAAGAGUACAGUUUCAUCUCUAAUGUUGGUAUCAAUUCUUUCAUAAUCAAAUGACCUGUACAUAGUGGCGUAGUUGAUACAUUUUGAAAGAUCAGCCUUUAUAGAUUGUUCUACUUUGGACUGAUUCAGAAAGUAGAGAUGGAACUUUAUUCUUUAAAUCAUUCUGGAUUGUCUCCAAUGUAAGCAGUACAUAGGUAUUUGUAUGUGUAAUAUAUAUUUUUAUACAAAGAUUGAGCUUUGGUACCUCUCUGUACAACCACCAUCAGGAGGUAGGCAUACAUGUGUGUUCAUUAUUUCCUUCUAGACUCUUCCAACUGUUCAUGAUACUUUAAAGCAUGUUAUGUGCCAGCUUAAUCUUUGUGCUGUAAGACUUGGCAAAAGCUUUGUGCUGAAUUAAAGGAAGAUGUUUAGGAAGUAA